Emys orbicularis (European pond turtle) is the source of this 1143-nucleotide messenger RNA. It is a transcript of the gene GNA15, whose product is annotated as G protein subunit alpha 15. Lineage: Eukaryota; Metazoa; Chordata; Testudines; Emydidae. Gene Ontology annotation, biological process: phospholipase C-activating dopamine receptor signaling pathway; action potential; adenylate cyclase-modulating G protein-coupled receptor signaling pathway. Gene Ontology annotation, cellular component: heterotrimeric G-protein complex. The record is from RefSeq and is a predicted model, not a curated record. The transcript is spliced from 7 exons. Bases 1 to 1143 code for a protein of 380 amino acids. Gene Ontology annotation, molecular function: G-protein beta/gamma-subunit complex binding; GTPase activity; G protein-coupled receptor binding.
AUGGCUUGGUGCUUCUGCUGUUGUCGGAAGUGCCCCUAUUUCCUGUCGGAAGAAGAUAAAGCUGCUGUUGUGUUAGAUAAAGAAAUCAACAAAAUACUAAGAGACCAGAAAAAGCGAGACAGGAUGGAGCUGAAGUUACUUCUACUAGGCGCUGGGGAAAGCGGGAAGAGCACGUUCAUCAAACAGCUGCGGAUAAUCCACGGGGCGGGCUAUUCGGAAGAGGAUCGCAAAGGCUUUGCCAAGCUGGUGUAUCAGAACGUCUUCGCCUCCAUGCAGGCCAUGAUCGGAGCCAUGGAGACUUUGCAGAUCCCUUAUGCCCAGCCAGAGAAUGUGGAAAACGCCAAACUGGUCAUGGGGGUGAACGCUUCGAAGGUGGCGGCCUUGAUCAGGCCGUACGCAAACGCCAUUGAAAGCCUAUGGAGGGACGCGGGGAUCCGGACCUGCUACGAGAGACGGCGCGAGUAUCACUUACUGGAUUCGGCCCUGUAUUUUCUGUCCAGCCUGGAGCGUAUUGCAGACGACAGUUACAUCCCCACAGCUCAGGAUGUCCUGAGGAGCCGCAUGCCGACGACCGGCAUCAGUGAAUACUGCUUCUCCAUGCAGGAGAUGAUCUUAAGGAUUGUGGAUGUGGGUGGGCAGAAGUCGGAGCGCAAGAAGUGGAUACACUGUUUCGAAAACGUUAUUGCCCUGAUCUACCUGGCUUCCCUCAGCGAGUACGACCAGUGCCUGGAGGAGAAUAGCGAGGAGAAUCGGAUGAGGGAGAGCCUGGCCCUGUUCAGAACCAUCCUGGAACUGCCCUGGUUCCAGAGCGCCUCUGUGAUCCUCUUCCUCAACAAAACCGACCUCCUGGAGGACAAGAUCACCCACUCGGACCUGGCCGCCUACUUCCCCAGCUUCCCAGGACCCAAGCGAGAUGCGGCGGCGGCGAAGAAGUUCAUUCUGGAGAUGUACGUGGACACCUACAAGCGAUGCUCCGCUGUCCACUGCGACGCAGGGCAGAGACCCUCCAAGACGGCCUCCAAAUCCAGGUGCCUCUACCGCCACUACACCUGUGCCACGGAUACGCAGAACAUCCGCAAGGUUUUCAAGGACGUCAGGGAUGUGGUCUUGGUCGGCUAUUUGGACGAGAUCAACCUGCUGUGA